Messenger RNA from Caenorhabditis briggsae, 2586 nucleotides. It is a transcript of the gene Cbr-noca-1, whose product is annotated as Protein CBR-NOCA-1. The coding region runs from base 1 to 2586 and encodes 861 amino acids. The record is from RefSeq and is a predicted model, not a curated record. NCBI's taxonomy places the organism in Eukaryota, Metazoa, Nematoda, Chromadorea, Rhabditida, Rhabditidae. The transcript has 11 exons.
AUGUGCAUAGUCUGUGCUGGUUGUAAAGUAUUAUCUACAUUGCAAUCGUAUUGUACUGGAUUCAUGCCGAAUAUUACUGUAAUUAUUGCACCAAGGACAGAGUUAUCAUCUCGGUCCACAUCUCCUUCUCCGGAUAUUGCUAUUGUUCGUAGCAUACCGGAGAUUUAUGUUCCCAAUGAUAAAUACAAUGAAGAAACACCGAUUCGGCGGAAAAGUCAUGGGAGCCUUCGUCUUCGAAAGCGUGGGGAUACAUCACGUCGAGAUGCUGUUGAAGCCGGAUUUGAGCCAAGAGACGCUGUGCCUAGAUGUCAUUCGACGCAGUCGUUGAGAGACGUACAGCGUGUCCGAUCGUACAACAAUUCACAGUUUCAGGCCAGUGAUCUUUCAUUGAACCCAAACGGAAGUGUUCGGGCGGCCUGUGACAGUACUAGCGGAAGUUUCAUCGCCCCAACAGCCAUCGUUAACCCUGCCCAGCAGAUUACCAGUCGACAGAAUCACUUAAAUCCAAAUCGACAACAUCAUCAUAUGAGUAACGACAAAGAUCUCGUCGCUCAUCACAAAAUCGACGUAGAUCGCCGUCGUAGUCUUCAAGCUUUGAACGGUUCAUCAGCACUCUACCAACUUUCGAACGGAUCGCCCAGUGGAGGAAGAUCUCAGUUUUCACCGUCGGAUCUUGCUGUAAAUUCUCCGAUUCAUAAUGUAGGAAGUCGAGUUCGUGUUGCCAGUGUUAACCAGAUUUGCGAUUCGAGCAGUGCCCCACAGUACAGUAUUGACCAACGCCGCAGUGUUCACAACAUCGGAAACCCAGUAAGGAAUUCAUUUGUCGAUGGAAUAAAAAACACAUCAACACCUAAAAAUCAGGUUAGUUUUUUUUUCCUUGAGAAAACCGUAAAAGCUGAACUUCAAAAUACCAACGGUCGAUUCUUUUUAAAAACGCUUCUAAUCCUUGUGUGGCGGAUGAACAUUUGUUGUUGCGGUGGAGCAAUGAGCAGGUUCUAUACAAAAAUGAUGGAACGGCUGACUGGCGGUUCAACAUCGCCAACGUCAGACCAAAAUGGAAAUAGUCACCAUCUUCCACCAGCGCCCCGUCAUCACUCGUCUCAUCAUCAGAUUGAGACAAUCAGUGGUUCCUCAAAAUUACGGGCACAAUCAGGCAGUCCCGCAUUAAAUAGAAAGAAAAGACCGGAGGUCGCAGUUGCUCCGUUGGCUCACAAGAGUCGACAUUUGAGCGAAUCUCGAGAUGAAAUGCGCACAGAUCGACGUGGAAGCGGUGGGCAGAUGAACCUUCCGGCUUACACGAAUUUCUUGAUGCGUCAUCCAGGAGAAGAACGUCUUGUUGAUGGACCAGUCAACAAUGCUAGUGAUGCCAGGAUCGCUUAUCUGGAGAAGAGAAUCAGAGAACUAGAAUUGGCACAGAAGGAACAACAGAGUACGCACUCUACACCUAAUCAGUCGAGACAUUCUUCAUCCAAAUCGUCACACUUCAAUGGAAGUAUUGGAAUGUCCACAAGUGAACAACUUCGAGUUCAGGAAAUGAGCGAAGAGCUGGCUACAAAGGAACGUAAAGUCACAUCUCUAGAAUCAAAGUUACUGAAGGCUUAUCAAAAAAUUGAACGUCUAAAUGAAGAUUAUCAAGGAAGAAUAAAAGGAUUGAUGUAUGAUUCAGAGAGAGCAAGAGACGAUUUGACUCGCUGUGUUGAGAAGAUUCAUCAGCUGGAGGGCGAAUUGGAUGAAACUCGUGCCGCUGCUCAGAAUGGAGAUCAUACGAAUGAACAAGAGUAUCACGAUCUUCGUGACAAGAUCUGGAAGCAAGAGCGAGAACUUCAGGAGAGCAGAACGUUGUUGACUCGGUUGAGAGAGAAGGAAGCGGAGUUCGAGAGAAUGCGGUCGGAGAAAGGAUAUCUUGAAUUGAAAAAUGAGAAUUUGAACAAGAAGCUUGAAGCGAAAAAGCGAGCUGUUGAAGAAUUAGAAAGAAGUGUAUCAACUCUACGGCUGGAGCAAACCAUCUGUCAACAGUCGUGUUCAUCUGGUUCAACACCAUUGGCUGAUGAGAUGGAGACGAUGUCAGAUAUACGUCCCUCGCUGGCCCGACCGUACACCAAGGCACAUUCUACAUUGGGAUCUAACAACAUGUCUCCACUUUCACAUUCCAAAUCCAGCGGUCUCACCAAAAGUUUCUCGAACUUUGCACUGAACUCGUCGAAACAACGCGACGACAUAACACCGAUGAUGAGUCGUUCGAUUCGUGAACAGAACCGUCACAUAACAAUGUGCCGAGCAAUGGUUGUAUGUCUGAAAGAUACUGUAGAUCGAAUGGCUCGAGGAGAGAAUCCUGAUGUGGCUCGACUUCUUGGAGUCAAGCUGAAUGUAAUGUCUGAAAGUGAAAUGGAUGAUGAAGAAGACCAUGAGGCCGAUGAGUCAAAACCAUUCUCAAUGAUGUCUGCCGAAUCUGCUCUCUCAAAACAAUGUGCAAAACUCGCUGAUCUCGAUAAGGACCUCGAUACGAUUCGGUGUCAACUAGCUGACUGGCAUGGACAAACGAAUGCAGAAGGAGAAGGCGAUCGUGAUGUGUGCCGUGUACAGUAG